Lolium perenne is the source of this 966-nucleotide messenger RNA. NCBI's taxonomy places the organism in Eukaryota, Viridiplantae, Streptophyta, Magnoliopsida, Poales, Poaceae. The record is from RefSeq and is a predicted model, not a curated record.
AUGGCAGCCCAAGUCAAUGAGACGAAGAAGAUGACGGUCUUCGUCACCGUCCCUAGGCCCCGCCGUCCAGACUAUGCUCCGGACGCCCUAAAGGUCGUCGCCCUAGAGGUCUCUAGCGACGACACGGUGGCGAGCGUCAAGGCAACGCUCCAGGACAUGGAGGGGAUCCCGCCGUCGCGGCAACGCCUCGUGUUCGCCUGCUCGGCUCUGCCGGACGACGACGACACGACGCUGGCCGAGCACGGCGUCGUCCACUCGUCCACGAUCACUCUCGUGGAGACGAAGAUGCGGGUGUUCGUGCAGAGGUUAGACCGCAGCAUCAUAACCAUCUCCGGGGUAGAGAGUAGCGACACCGUCGAGAGCUUCCGGGUCAGGGUGCAGGCGCAGGACGACAACGGGGCGAAGGGCGUCGGGAUCCGGCCAGCGCGGCAGCGGCUCCUCUGCGGUGGGAAACAGAUGGAGGACGGGCACACGCUGGCGGCCUACGGCGCACGGCACGAAACUACUAUGAUGCUCCUCGUCCGCUGGAUCGUCAAUUACCGGACAAGGGCGGUGGAGCUGGACGUGGAUGUCACGGACACGGUGGGCAGGAUCAAGGAGCGGGUGGAGGAGGCGGAAGGUGUACCGGUGGAGUGCCAGAGCCUCUUGCUUGGUGCGGAGGAGCUGGACGACAGCCGCACGCUCCCACACUUGAUCUUUGAGACGGGCACUUUUGUGAAAAUUGAGUGCGAGAGGCAAGAGAGAGGUGCCGAGACCAACACGAGCACAAAGGGAAAGGGAGAGGAGCCGCCGGUGAUGGGCAAGGAAGUGGUUAAGAGACACGCCUACGGCGAUGUCACUGGCCCGGCUCGAAAAAAGAACAAGGGGAUCCCAGCCCCACAAUGGAGGCGCUUCCUUGUCCAUCUUCUCGGUCCAGAGCUAGCGGCGAUCUGUCCUUCUUCUUGUGACACGGACCCCGUUUAUUAG